UAACUGCGGGCGCCCUGAGACUUCUGGAUUGGGAUGUAAUCCGGUCUCCGGGUUUUGACCGCACCCGAGCGGGGAGGUGGGUACGACCCACGGGACCCUGCCCCGAGAGAGCUGCAGGUACCGGAGGCUACCCCUUUCCUAGUCGGAAAAAUAUCUCAGACUUGGAGUAUCUCCUGUUUUCUUUGUGCAAGGCUGCAGUGUACAGAGUCGGUCAGAGAAGACAGAGUAGCGUUUCUGUGGCGAACGGUUUAGAAAAAUCUAUGGGGCAGGUUUGCUCCGCCGGCUGCUCGUACAUUCCCCGGCCCCCACAGGACUUCGGGUUUCCGGCCCCCAGACACACACCCGCCCGGGGCUGGGUGAAUGGCGUCCUUGGGCCUUUGAUAACGGGAGUUGGCAAGACCACAGCCUACUCCAUCCCUGAGGCGGCCCGCCGCGCCCACAUGCUUCUCGCAGAGCCGCCGCCCUUGUCCACCACUCCCACAGCUGUAAAAUAAAGCGGCCUGCAUACUCCCUACAGCGCUUUCCCCGCUCCCAUAUACGCACACACACCCCAUCUUCCAGCCAGUUCCUAACUCGCGCCACUCCCCAAACCGGACUCAAAUCCGGAGCCCCGCCCACCUCCCCGGCCCCGCGGAAAACCAGGAGCGGCCGCUUGGGCAAGGCGCGGCCGGAACGCACUGGGCAUGCUCGCCGGGGAGGGGAGGGCCGGGCUGCGCGCGGCGAGUAGGAAGCCUUCGCCCAGUAGAGGCUGUGGGAGAGAUCGCGAUGGGCCGCGGCGGUGGGCGCACGUUCCGCGGGGACUCAUGCCACGCGCGUCCCGGCCCGACGCGCAAUUAGCAGCCACCUCCGCAGCCCGCCGCCACCGCCUCCCUGCCCUCCCGGGCUGCCGCAGUUAGGAGCUCCAGCCGUCGCCUCGCGCAAGCUGCGGGCAUUGUCCUCUCGGUUCGCCGCCCGGGCUGCUGCUGCCGCCGCGGACUGCUGCGGGGCCCGGACCCGCGCCCCAGGGAUACGCCGCCGCCGGCCGGCCUGGCGCCCGGCCUCCGUUCGGUGAUUUCCGUCCUGCGUCCUCUGGGUUGCUCUCUCCUGGGUUUUUCCUGCGUAGCUGAGGAAGGGGGAGAGAAGUCCAGCCGCCAAGCCCAGCCUUCCCCGGCGCGCAGCCCCGACGGGGCCACGGCAGGCGCGGCGAGAGCGCUGACGGAGCCAUGAGAGAGUACAAAGUGGUGGUGCUGGGCUCGGGCGGCGUGGGCAAGUCCGCGCUCACCGUGCAGUUCGUGACGGGCUCCUUCAUCGAGAAGUACGACCCGACCAUCGAAGACUUUUACCGCAAGGAGAUUGAGGUGGACUCGUCGCCGUCGGUGCUGGAGAUCCUGGAUACGGCGGGCACCGAGCAGUUCGCGUCCAUGCGGGACCUGUACAUCAAGAACGGCCAGGGCUUCAUCCUGGUCUACAGCCUCGUCAACCAGCAAAGCUUCCAGGACAUCAAGCCCAUGCGGGACCAGAUCAUCCGCGUGAAGCGGUACGAGCGCGUGCCCAUGAUCUUGGUGGGCAACAAGGUGGACCUGGAGGGUGAGCGCGAGGUCUCGUACGGGGAGGGCAAGGCCCUGGCUGAGGAGUGGAGCUGCCCCUUCAUGGAGACGUCGGCCAAAAACAAAGCCUCGGUAGACGAGCUGUUUGCCGAGAUCGUGCGGCAGAUGAACUACGCGGCGCAGCCCAACGGCGAUGAGGGCUGCUGCUCGGCCUGCGUGAUCCUCUGAGGCGGCCACCGCGCGCCGGCUGCGCUUUGCGCACAAAAGCCAAACGCAUCCGACUCUCUAAAUGUGAUUUAUUUCUUGCUUUGAGAUUGGAGACCACUUUGCAUUGGCCAGGGUGUCUUGGGAGCCCGGCUGGCCUCCGCGGCCGGCGUCCCCUGCCUCCACCCUGUGCCCGAGGGGGUGUCCCGUCCUGCCCAUCCGAUACUCUGGUGGAAAUGUGGCUCUUUGCAGCAUGUACGUUUCUCCCUGAUUUUGGUUGAUGCAUAUUUCCCCGUUUAAGUAGCCGUUAGGGCGCAGUAUCGGCAGCUUGACACCCACCAAGCAAAAGUUUCAGCCCGGAGAAAAAAUAGGGGGGAGGGGUAGAGGAAAAGGAGGGGGAGAAGGUGGAAAUGGUUUUUUUUUUUCUAUUUUCUUUCUUUCUUUUUUUUUUUUUUUUUUUUGGUCAACAGCCGUUUUUCUAGUUCCAAGUUUUAAAUACAUGGAAGGAAGUCCGGGAGAACCAUAUGAAGGAGCAGGAGGAGAGGAAGAAACUUUUUUUUCCUUGUUUUCCAGGAGUAGCUGGAAAUUAAGAUCGGGUUCCUUUUCUGCCAGCUUGGAAGGGCAACCCCAUGACUGAUUGCGAUUCUGAGGAUGUCUAUGCAAAGUUGGAUUCUUGUUACAGUGUAUCCAAUCUGAAGUAUUGCACAUCUGAACUGGGACUGUUAACACUGAUGCCAAUACAGUGUGGGGUGCCAGAAAGUGUCUGCUGAUAUUUGUGGAAAAAAAUUCUAUUUUGUUUACCUACUGUAUCAAAGGGGAGUCUGGGGGAGAACGGUAGUAUUUUUUUUUUAUCAGCUGUGAAAAAAAUGUUACAGAUCUGCACAUUUUCGUGUGUACUAUGGUGUGUGUGUGUGUGUGUGUGUGUGUAUGUGUGGUGUGUGUGUUUUAAGUUUAGCCUUUUCGUUUUUUUGGUUGGCAGUAACCGAUUUUAAUGACUAGCUUUUAAAAAUACAGUACAAAGACUUUGUAAAUGUGAUUCAGGGCCCCCAGCACCCCUGUGUCUGCAGAGUGCCUUCAAAACUCAGCUGUUCCAGCCGGUGCCAACCUGUGAACUUCCCACCAUAUCCCAGAAUCUGCUAUUCCCCAAACCACUUCCCAGUUUCCUUUCAGUAAUCUUUCUGAAGGAGCCAGGACAAUAGGGCCUGUUGUUCAGUGAAUUUCUUUAUUAUUUUCAGCCUUUAAAAUGUAAUUUCCAUCUCUUGCAAUGAAUUUGUUUCCCUUUUUUUUUGCUUCAUUUUGUUUAAAUUUUCAGGUAUUUAGCUCCCCUUUCAUAUUAUUUUUAAAUUUUUAAAUUACCUGUUGUAGGGUGUUCCUCCAGAAGCAAAGAACAAAAUUUUACUGUUUUGAUGUACCAAUUCUAACUAAUUGUAAUUUUUAAUUUCAUGCGUUUAAUCAUUGUCUCUUCAUUUUAAGACUUUUAAUACAAAUGCCAUUUUUAAAGAAACAAACCCAAAA
This is a messenger RNA of Pongo pygmaeus (Bornean orangutan), 3245 nucleotides long. It is a transcript of the gene RAP2B, whose product is annotated as RAP2B, member of RAS oncogene family. Gene Ontology annotation, cellular component: membrane. Gene Ontology annotation, biological process: Rap protein signal transduction. NCBI's taxonomy places the organism in Eukaryota, Metazoa, Chordata, Mammalia, Primates, Hominidae. The record is from RefSeq and is a predicted model, not a curated record. Bases 1203 to 1754 code for a protein of 183 amino acids. Gene Ontology annotation, molecular function: GTP binding; GTPase activity. The transcript has a single exon.